GCCCAUUCACUCCGCGCGGGCAGGUGCGAGCGGCCGGUCAACUGCCGGGCAGGCGUGAACGCGGCCAGCCGGCUCCACUAACCGCACCCUCCACGCCGCCCUCCGCGCUGCGCCCCUGCCCGCCGCCCGGCCGCGCGUCCGUCAUUCCAUCCGUGGUGCCGCCCGCGUCCCGCCACGCCGGCUCGGAGCUGGAAGUGCCCUCAUACCCUCCCGAGACGUCUCUGCUCCAAGAUCCAGGUGAUCCUCGGGUGACAAGGUGUUGACCCUCGCAUCGUAGUCCAGAUUUGAACAGCAGAAUGGGGUGCAAAGUACUGCUCGACAUUGGCCAGCAGAUGCUGCGGCGGAAGGUGGUGGACUGCAGCCGGGAAGAGAGCCGGCUGUCCCGCUGCUUGAACACCUUCGACCUUGUGGCCCUUGGGGUGGGCAGCACGCUGGGAGCCGGCGUCUACGUCCUGGCCGGAGCUGUGGCCCGAGAGGACGCGGGCCCUGCCAUCGUCAUCUCCUUCCUGAUCGCCGCCCUGGCCUCGGUGCUCGCCGGCCUGUGCUACGGCGAGUUUGGCGCUCGAGUCCCAAAGACGGGCUCGGCCUACCUCUACAGCUACGUCACCGUCGGGGAGCUCUGGGCCUUCAUCACCGGUUGGAACUUGAUCCUCUCCUACAUCAUCGGUACUUCAAGCGUAGCAAGAGCCUGGAGCGCUACGUUUGAUGAGCUCCUAGGCAGACCCAUCGGGCAGUUCUCCCGGACACACAUGGCCCUGAAUGCCCCGGGGGUGCUGGCCGAAAACCCCGACAUAUUCGCUGUGAUCAUAAUUCUCAUCUUGACAGGACUUUUAACUCUUGGUGUGAAAGAGUCGGCCAUGGUCAACAAAAUAUUCACUUGUGUCAACGUCCUGGUCCUGGGCUUUAUCAUGGUGUCAGGAUUCGUGAAAGGAUCAAUUAAGAACUGGCAGCUCACGGAGGAGGAUUUCCAGAAUACGUCCGGCCAUCUCUGUCUGAACAAUAACACAAAGGGAGGGCUGCCUGGUGUUGGUGGAUUUAUGCCCUUCGGAUUCUCUGGUGUCCUGUCAGGGGCAGCGACUUGCUUCUACGCCUUCGUGGGCUUUGACUGCAUCGCCACCACAGGCGAGGAGGUCAAGAACCCGCAGAAGGCCAUCCCCGUGGGCAUCGUCGCCUCCCUCCUCAUCUGCUUUGUCGCGUACUUCGGGGUGUCGGCCGCCCUCACGCUCAUGAUGCCGUACUUCUGCCUGGACAAGGACAGCCCCCUGCCCGACGCCUUCAAGCAUGUGGGCUGGGAAGGCGCCAAGUACGCAGUGGCCGUGGGCUCCCUCUGUGCGCUUUCUACCAGUCUUUUAGGCUCCAUGUUUCCUAUGCCUCGAGUUAUCUACGCCAUGGCUGAAGAUGGACUGCUGUUUAAAUUUUUGGCCAAAAUCAAUGAUAGGACCAAAACACCAAUAAUCGCCACGUUAACCUCCGGUGCCAUCGCUGCUGUGAUGGCCUUCCUCUUUGACCUGAAGGACUUGGUGGACCUCAUGUCCAUUGGCACUCUCCUGGCCUACUCUUUGGUGGCCGCCUGCGUGUUGGUCUUACGGUAUCAGCCGGAGCAGCCUAACCUGGUGUACCAGAUGGCCAGAACGUCCGACGAGCUGGAUCAGGCAGAGCAGAGCGAACUGGGGAGCACCAACGACUCCCAGACGGGCUUCUUGCCAGAAGCAGAGAUGUUUUCUUUGAAAACCAUACUCUCACCCAAAAACAUGGAGCCUUCCAAACUCUCUGGGCUGAUUGUGAACGUUUCAACCAGCCUCAUAGCCACUCUUAUCAUCAUCUUCUGCAUCGUGGCUGUGCUCGGGAAGGAGGCUCUGACCCAAAGGAAGCUGUGGGCAAUCUUCAUGCUCGCGGGAUCUGUCUUCCUCUGCAUCUUGGUCACCGGCAUCAUCUGGCAGCAGCCUGAGAGCAAGACCAAGCUCUCGUUCAAGGUGCCUUUCCUGCCGGUGCUGCCCAUCCUGAGCAUCUUCGUGAACGUCUAUCUCAUGAUGCAGCUGGACCGGGGCACCUGGGUGCGGUUUGCCGUGUGGAUGCUCGUGGGCUUUGCCAUCUACUUUUUCUAUGGUCUGUGGCACAGCGAGGAGGCAUCCCUGGCUGCCGACCAAGCAAGGACUCCUGACGGCAAUUUGGACCAGUGCAAGUGACGUGCAGCUCUGCCCCCUGCAGGGGGCAGCAGCCCCGAGGGACACCCCCAGGAGACAGGGAGGCACCCCGCUCUCCCCACCAGUGCAACAGGAACCACCCACAUCCACGACGCCCCCAGUGCAGCCGAAGGUGCAGUUACUUGAAGCGCAACCACAGCCCACAGCUUGCGUGUCCUGCCCAGACCCGGCUCUGCCACCCCGGUCACCUCCGGACAGCUCUCUGGCCGGGGCCACCUGGCUGUGGCUGGCCACUGUGUCUCCUCCCUUCUCUCUCAACCAAGAAAGCAGCUCUUCUCCUCGUCAGCCCAGCAGCCUGGUGCCUGGCUCGGCAGGACAGAGGUCACCUUCUCUCCUUAUCUGGGGAGCCAGGCUCCCCCGCCCCAAGGACUGCUUUGGGUGGAAAAUGUGCAUACUCCAAACUCAGUAGCCAGCUCCCCUUCCGUCCCCACAGUAGCCGUAGACGAGAGACAGUACCACAAAACGGUGUCCCCAGCAGCCCCACCCCAGAGCCAAAGGACAGCUGUGUACUUAGAGAGGAACAACAGGACCAUUUCCUUCUCCCGCUCCUGCCUGCAUUGCUUCCAGGUGGGGCUGUUAGGGCUGGACCCCUCCACAACCGGCCCUGCUGGGCUUGGUCUCGCUCUGACACCGGGCAGGUGGGUCCUUUCAGACAAGGAAGGAGGGGUCGCUCCAGGUGGGAAUGAAGGCCUUAGGGCAGGGGUGAGCUGGCUGCACUCACGCACACGCGUAAACCGGGGUCCUGCCGCCCACGCCCUCCAGGCCUGGGCCAGUUCUUGCUGCUUCCGCUCCUUUUGCUGCUGCCUGCGCCCCCCGUAACUGGAACACGAGACUGUCUGUGUAGGACUGGCCUCAGACGGGCGGAGUCUAGAACUUUCCUGUGCGUCUUUGCCGUUCCCUGACUCUUGCCCUCCCACGCCUGCUCUGGGCUCCUGUAAGGCUCUCCAGGCAGGGGGCAGCUCGGUCCAAGGUCAUGGCACGUCUCGGUCACCAUGCUCCUGGCCUCUGUCUUACAUAGGGUGAAACUGAAAUUAGUCCAUAGUUGAGGCGAUUGUGAAUCACUCCGCCAAACUAAGCUGGGGCUUGACUUUAACUUGGAAAAUGGCCAGAUAAUUACCCCGUGCUAUUGGCACAUCCUGCAGGAUGUGUGAUCCACACGUGAGAUGAUUUUCGGUCACAGUGCCGUCCCUCUCCUGUCGCCGUCAUCCAAACACUGUGGCUUUGCAUCCGCAGAGGGACUCUGACCCUGCCCUGGGCCUCCAGCGUCCCUAAGUCGGAGAGCGCGGGUGCCGCUGAGACGCCGACCUGCAGCUCCCUGUCUGCCGAGAGGCCCUGGGCCUCCUCUCCAGCCCGGGCGAGCCGGGACAAACACCAUUCCACACACUCCUCGUGGAUGGCAGGCAGGGGCAGCAGCAGGCUGAUGAGCCUCACUUCCCUCCCUAGCACAGCUCAGGAGACACAAGGCCCUGAUUCUGAAGCGGGGUUGGCACCGUGGACGCCACAGGAAAUGUAAAUGCUGCUUCCAGACUUAGUUGUCCAUUUCUGUCCAAUCUGGCCUUUGACACAAAUCUGGUAGAAAGAAGCCUGAUAAAUUAACAGCACUUGACUUUUCCCCCUCUGCCCCAGAAGGUCCUUGGAGAGAAAUGCAAGCAUUGGUGUCACAGCCAGUGGAGGGCGGGUGGGCGAUGCCAGA
Lemur catta (Ring-tailed lemur) is the source of this 3897-nucleotide messenger RNA. It is a transcript of the gene SLC7A1, whose product is annotated as solute carrier family 7 member 1. Gene Ontology annotation, biological process: amino acid transport; transmembrane transport. Gene Ontology annotation, cellular component: plasma membrane. The coding region runs from base 297 to 2186 and encodes 629 amino acids. The transcript has 13 exons. Gene Ontology annotation, molecular function: amino acid transmembrane transporter activity. Lineage: Eukaryota; Metazoa; Chordata; Mammalia; Primates; Lemuridae. The record is from RefSeq and is a predicted model, not a curated record.